UUCACGAAUAGAACGGAAGACGAAGGGACGAGCCAGGAGACAGAAGCAUCAUAUAGAAACCACCCGGCAACGGUCGCAAAAACAAUUAACCAAAUGCGUAAAUGGGGAUGUCAAUUCGACGGAAAAGAUCCAAUUUCUUUCCUAGAGCGAAUUGAAGAACUACAAAGUAGUUACGAAUACACCGACGAACAAAUGUUGCAAGGUUUGCCGGCAUUACUGCGCGGAAGUACUUUGCAUUGGUACAGGAACAAGAAGAAAGCAUGGAAAGAGUGGAAUGAUUUCACGAACGCGUUUCGGGAACAUUAUUUUCCAUAUAGAUAUAAGAACCAGUUAAAAAUAGAAGUACAGAAACGACUGCAACAAGCAAACGAACCGUUUAGGCAUUACGCCACAGAACUGGCGACGCUCAUGAGAAGAGCGGGCGGAUUUUGA
Messenger RNA from Odontomachus brunneus, 432 nucleotides. RefSeq names its product activity-regulated cytoskeleton associated protein 2-like. The transcript has 2 exons. The record is from RefSeq and is a predicted model, not a curated record. The coding region runs from base 94 to 432 and encodes 112 amino acids. Lineage: Eukaryota; Metazoa; Arthropoda; Insecta; Hymenoptera; Formicidae.